This is a messenger RNA of Paramecium octaurelia, 1134 nucleotides long. The record is from the annotation of a GenBank genome assembly. Lineage: Eukaryota; Ciliophora; Oligohymenophorea; Peniculida; Parameciidae.
AAUGGAUUAUCAAUUAUAAUUAUAAUUAGAAGUACCUUAAUCAAAAUUAUUUGAAAUUAAAAACCAAUAGCCAAAAUAAGUUGAUGCUGGCAUUCUAUAAGUAUUGAAAUCGCUUUAAAUAUUAGAUAUAUUAAUCAGAACAACUUAAAUUAUCUUUCUUAAAAUUCGGCUAGUUUUAAUAUACAUUGUAAAAAAACAUCCCUGUAAUGGUUGCUUAAAUAGUUAAUGGUAGCAAAAUGUACAUUUUCCCUGGUCUUAAUGAUAUAUUUUAUGGAGUCAUUGUAGAGAAGUAAGAUUAGGUAUCUGAUACAUUUGAACAAAUUCUGUCAAUUAAUGUUCGGCUUGUGAUUUCUUCCCAAAAGCAACACUAAAAUAUUAUGUCUAAGUCCAUAUAUGGAGGAAGGAAUGAUAUGAAGUAAUUAAAUGAAUAGCAAAAAUUGACUUAACAGGAAUUAAUGUUGAGAACUGGGAUAAUGCAAGUUAAUUUAUGGGAACAUGUUGGAUAAGGAGAGAAGCCUCCAGGAGUUAGCGAUUAUAUAAAAUAAGGAGGAAAUGCAAUUAGAUAAGGCCUAAUUUCUGUGGCUGGGUUCAUUGGAGAAGGGAUUAAGAAAGGAGGAGAAUUGAUUUCUGAGAAGAUCACUGAUAAAGAAUAAAAAGAGAUCUCUGAAGACACAUUGAAUAAGGUAAAAUUAGUGAAUAAAGGUUCUAAAGCUAUACUUUAAUUUACAAAAGCUUAAGUUGAUGCUUUGAUUAAUCUGGGAAAGAUGAUUGCAGAUGAAGCUGAAAAGUAAUUUGAGAAUAGUGAAACUGGUAAAAAGAUGUAGGAACACAAAUAUUAUGAUGAUGCUAAAAACUUUGGGGGAGCUGCUGUUGUUGCUGUUGUUAGCAUUUAUGAUGGAUUAACAGAAGCUCUAAGUGUAUUAUUGGAUUGUACUGGCUAAGCAACUACAGAGGUAGUUUAAUUAUUAAUUAAUUUAGAUCAUUAAAAAUAAAUAUGGAGAUUAAGCUAGUGAACUGAGUAAAGAAGGAUUUUAAGCUGCAGGAAAUGUUCUUGCAUUUGAUAAAAUUUAUGUUUAAGCAGCAGCAAAAGCAGUAUUAGAAUAAUAAUAACAAUAACAAUAACAAAAAUAAUGA